This is a messenger RNA of Cordyceps fumosorosea ARSEF 2679, 1743 nucleotides long. Its product is annotated as PUA-like domain protein. NCBI's taxonomy places the organism in Eukaryota, Fungi, Ascomycota, Sordariomycetes, Hypocreales, Cordycipitaceae. Gene Ontology annotation, biological process: protein modification by small protein removal. The record is from RefSeq and is a predicted model, not a curated record. The transcript is spliced from 2 exons. Bases 1 to 1743 code for a protein of 580 amino acids. Gene Ontology annotation, molecular function: peptidase activity.
AUGGAUGGCCCGGUUGGCAUGGAAGUCCACCUGCUGGUGUAUGACUUGUCCCGCGGCCUGGCCAAGGACAUUUCCCUGAGCGUCUUGGGGUUCCAGCUCGACGCCAUCUACCACACGUCUAUAGAGCUGCGCGGCCGUGAGUUUGUCUACGACGGCGGCAUCCUGGAGAUUGUCCCAGGCUCAUCGCACCUGGGCCGGCCGCAACAGCGGCUACGGCUAGGCACAACAUUGCUCCCGAUGGAUGUCAUUCGGGAGUUCCUGACUUCUAUAAAAUCCAUCUACACUGCCGAGGCAUACGAUCUAUUCAACCACAACUGCAAUAACUUCACAGACUCGUUUUCCAAUUUCCUCCUCGGAAAAGGCAUCCCAGAACACAUCACAAGCAUGCCGCAGGCUGUACUGGACUCACCUAUGGGCAGGAUGAUGUUGCCUCGACUUACCCAAGGCAUGAACGCACGGCGGAACGGCCUGCUCGGACUCGGUGAGACGGCCGCGAGUGCGGCCGAACCCAAGCGUCUCAACCAAGUCCACAACGCCAUCCGCAUCGAGGACUACCACCAACUUCUCGCCCAAUCCUCCAAAGCAGCCUCGGUCGUCUUCUUCACGUCGCCCACAUGCCCACCAUGCAAGGCGUUCUACCCCUUCUACGACCAAGUCGCUGAGCACUACGGGCGCUGCAUCGCCUUCAUCAAGGUCGACAUCUCACUCGCGCACGAAAUCGCCGCCAAGCACGAGGUCACCGCCACGCCCACCUUCCUCGCCUUCUUUCGCGGCGAGCAGCUCAAGCGCUGGACUGGCGCCGACCGGCACGCCCUCGAGAGCACCGCACGGCUGCUCGUGCAGAUGGGCACGCGGCUGCACGCCCACGACGGAUUGCAGCUGCCGAACUUGUCACCGCACGCGCAGCCUGUGCUGUACCCUAAGACGCCGCCACUUAGCAAGCUUCACGUCAAAAUGGGCGCCUUCAGCCUCAAACCCGACAUCCAGGCCGUCACGAGCUUCCUCGAGCUCCGCGAGAAGAAGCAGCCGGCCGUGCUCGGCACGUCGGGCCUUCUCACCCUGGGCCAGUGCGUCCGCGGCGCCCUGGACCAGCUCGCGCCGGACAUCGUCUUCACCGCUGUCGACCUGUUCCGCACUGCGCUUGCGGACCCGGACGUGAGUGUCUACUACGCCGAGGAGCGCGACGUACAGACCAUCGACGCCAUAGCUGCCUACGUCAACAAGUACGGCACCAAAUGCCCGUAUUCGAUGCGGCUCGUGACGCUCCACGCCGUGUGCAACAUGUUUUCCACGCCAGUCUUUGCCGGCAUCGUGCUCGGCAACGCAGCCUUUCGUCAGCGGGCGGUGUCGCUCAUCUCAUCCAGUCUCCUCGACGGUGGCCAUGCCAACGCGCGCGUCGCGGCCUCUUCGCUGCUCUUCAACCUCACGCUCGCGAACCGCCAACGGCGCAGGGAAGGUGACGCGCCCUCGGAGCGCCUCUCGGUCGAAGAGGAGGUGGAGCUGGCAGCCUCGCUGGUCGAGGCCGUUACGCAGGAGAACGAGUCGGCAGAGGCGCUACACGGAAUGCUCCUCUCGCUAGGUCAUCUCGUCUUUGGCAUCGACCAAGAAGGUGAGCUCGCGGACCUGCUCAGGGCGCUGGACGCUAAGGACAUGGUCCUAAGCAAGAAGAAGAUCUUUCCACACGAGAAGUUGGUCAAGGAGGUUGGGGAGGAGUUGUUGGGUAAAGGGCUACAUAGACCUUAG